Messenger RNA from Schistosoma bovis, 2083 nucleotides. NCBI's taxonomy places the organism in Eukaryota, Metazoa, Platyhelminthes, Trematoda, Strigeidida, Schistosomatidae. The record is from the annotation of a GenBank genome assembly.
GUUUCUUGUAGGAAUAUAACAAGAACCAUUUAUUCCCACUAUCAAACUGUUCUUUUAAUAUCCAGAAGCAAGUCUCAAGUAACAGAUGUUUCACCUAAUUUUCCAAGUUGAACCUGAACUUUAUAAUUUGCAUUGUUCAGCGGGAAGACGAUCUCUCCAAGGUCACGUUGCGUCGUAUUUUCACGUGGUGACUAUCUAUUUCCCUUUCUAGGCUUUGGAUAUUAAAAGAUGGUCAGGAAAUGCUUAAAAAACAAAAGUAAGCGCAUAACCUGUCACAAGCGAUACAAAAUUAUCAAGAAGGUAAAAGAGCAUCACCGCAAGUUACGUAAGGAAGCUAAAAAGAACUUAAACCGACAUCGAAAGGAUCCUGGUGUCCCUAACAUUCUACCCUUCAAAGAAAGUUUUCUGAAAGAUGUUGCCGAAGCAAAAAUGAAGCUAGAAGAAGCAAGACUUAAAAAUAUAGAGUAUUCUCAAACUUAUAAGUCUCUGAAACAUGAAGAUGUUUCUCACUCAACAGUUCAGCACGAUGUUAAAGACGUUAUAAACCAGUCUGACGUUAUAUUGGAAGUAUUGGAUGCACGUGAUCCAAUGGGCACGCGCUGUCCAGAGAUAGAAGAAACUGUCCUUAGGGAGAAUAAACGUUUGGUUUUGCUCAUCAAUAAGAUUGACCUUGUUCCGCGAUCCAAUCUCGAGGCUUGGGUAAAUUACCUACGCAAAACUCACACGGUCAUAACAUUCAAGGCAAAUACGCAACGCCAGAGUAACCAUCUUUCGUGUGGAAAACCAUAUCUUCUGAAAGAUGGAAAAAUGCCAAGUAAAGGGUUCGGAACUUCUGAAUUAUUGUCGUUGCUUGCAAACUACUCCCGUGAUCCAAGCUCCAGUCUGUCUAACACUAACACUCGUCUUAGUUUGACCGUUGGUGUCGUUGGCCUUCCGAAUACUGGCAAAAGCGCACUCAUAAAUACACUUAAAAGGCAAAAGGUGUGCGUCAGUGGUAAUGUUCCCGGUUUAACACGUCAGUCUCAGCGUGUACGGAUUGACAAGAACCUAUUUCUUCUCGAUACUCCGGGUACCUUGAUUUCAAAGUCAUCUGAUGCUUCAGAUCUUGUGUUAAAAAAUUGUAUAAAACCAGAAAUGCUCCCGGAUCCUGUUCCAGCUGUUGAAGCCAUAUUGCGUCGUUGUUCACAAGCGCAACUGGUUUCUAAGUAUAAGAUUGAAGAGUACAAUAAUGUUUCAGAGUUCCUAGUUAAGUUAGCACACCGUUUGGGUCGAAUGAAAAAGGGUGGUAUUCCAGACACCACCAUGGCAGCGCGUUCUGUAAUUAAUGAUUGGAUUAUUGGAAAAAUCACUUACUACACGGAGCCUCCGUAUACUGAUACUGUGGAAGAAAAUCUCGAUUUAUCUUUAAAAGACAAUGCAAUGGAUAUCUCUGAAUUUCCGACAAACUAAUAGAUGUAAAUGUUUGGGAGUGUAAAUAUAACAUUUAAUGUAUUUUGCUUUGACUGUUAAAGAUUGAUUUUCAAUCAUUGUUACAUGGUUGAUAAUCGUUGCAAUCCUGUGCAGAUGUAUUCGUUUCCACGUGGUCAAUUUUUUAAUUAUGUGCUUAAAUUAUUUUCCUUACUGGCUUCAUUUUAGGAGACCGUUGCUAACAUAUUAUAUAAGGUCAACUGGUGGAUAAUUCUUGUAUAUUUUAGUCGUGAUUUUCAUCCAACUGGGACUAGUUCAUGAUGCAAGUUACCUUCGAAAAUCAUCCCUUAUUUGUAUUUAGUAGUGUGUAUUAUAAAUGAGAAGCAUGUGCGACUAUUCAAUUCUGUAGAUGCAUAAGUUUGUUAAAACUGAGAAACAUGCAACAAAUGUUGGAUACUAUGUAUAGGUGCCGACCUAAUUUUCACUUUGAUUCUGUAGACUGCUACAGCUUGAAUCUGUUCAUCUUUGGGUUAGAUUCUACGUUUUAUUGAAUAAAGAAUGGAAGUCAUGGUAGUACUUCGAUGUAGUCGCGAGCUAUAGAAAUGGCUCUUGUUUUUUCAUUUGCAGCUGUAUGCGAAUGAUUGGUGUGAUUUUAGUGAUAGUAGCACCAGCAGAU